AUGGCCAGGAACUGCUCCGAGUGCAAGGAGAAGAGGGCGGCACACAUCCUCUGUACCUACUGCAACCGCUGGCUGUGCAGCUCCUGCACGGAGGAGCACCGGCACGGCCCUGCCCCUGGGGGCCCCCUCUUUCCCCGGACCCAGAACGGGUCUCCAGGAGUGAAUGGUGGUUCUGGAGACUUCGCCUUGUACUGUCCUCUGCACACACAGGAAGUGCUCAAGCUAUUCUGCGAGACCUGUGAUGUGCUCACAUGCCAUAGCUGCCUCGUGGUGGAACACAAAGAGCACAGGUGUAGACAUCUUGAAGAAGUUUUGCAAAACCAGAGGAUGCUUCUGGAAAGUGUGACUACACAGGUGGCGCAUAAGAAAUCUAGUCUACAGACAUCUGCAAAGCAAAUUGAGGACAGGAUUUUUGAGGUGAAGCAUCAGCACAGGAAGGUGGAAAACCAGAUCAAAAUGGCCAAGAUGGUUCUGAUGAACGAGCUGAACAAACAGGCCAAUGGGCUCAUAGAGGAGCUGGAGGGCAUUGCUAAUGAAAGGAAGCGGAAGCUGGAGCAGCAGUUACAGAGCAUCAUGCUUCUCAACCGUCAAUUUGAGCACGUGCAGAAUUUCAUUAAUUGGGCUGUCUGCAGCAAAACCAGCAUCCCUUUCCUUUUCAGCAAAGAGCUGAUUGUGUUUCAGAUACAGCGAUUACUGGAGACCAAUUGUAACACAGACCCUGGUUCCCCUUGGAGUAUCAGAUUCACCUGGGAGCCUAACUUCUGGACCAAGCAGCUGGCUUCCCUUGGCUGUAUAACUACUGAGGGUGGACAACUGUCCCCGGCAGAUACUCCUGCGUAUGGAAGCUUACAGGGACCGUCAUCUUUUUAUCAAAGCCACCAGUCCCCAGGGGCUCAGCAGGAGACUCUCAGCCAUUCCUCACACAAGUUCCAGCCUCCAGCACUGUGUUCCUCCUCUGUGUGCUGCUCCCACUGCUCCCCAGUCUCGCCCUCCCUCAAAGGCCAGGUCCCGCCCCCCAGCAUACACCCAGCCCACAGCUUUAGGCAGCCGUCUGAGACGGUGCCCCAACAGCUGAGGUCACUGCAGUGCUCCCCGCUGCUGCCCAGGGAAGAAGAGCUGCCCUGCCGUCCUCGUCCCCCACAGCUACUUCCACCCUGGCUGGAGACCCAGCCCCCUGUGGAGCAAGAGAGCACAUCCCAGCGGCUGGGGCAGCAGCUGGCUUCCCAGCCCUUGUGCAUCGUCCCCCCGCAGGACGUUCAGCAAGGAGCCCAUGCCCCGCCCACCUUUCAGACACCGUCUGUCCAGGUGCAGUUGGGCCACCACCAGAAGCUGAAGCUCAGCCACUUUCAGCAGCAGCAGCCGCCGCCGCCUCCGCCCCAACAGCAGCCACCCCCAUCUCUCCCUCCAUCCCGGCAUCUGGCUUCUAGUCAGCACGAGAGCCCUCCUGGGCCUGCCUGUUCCCAGAAUGUGGACCUAAUGCACCACAAGUUUGAGCUGGAGGAAAUGCAGAAGGACCUGGAGCUUCUCCUUCAGGCUCAACAGCCCAGCCUGCAGCUGAGUCAGGCCAAAUCGCCUCAGCAUCUUCAGCAAACCAUCGUGGGGCAGAUCAACUACAUCGUGAGGCAGCCGGCACCCGUCCAGUCCCAGAGCCAGGAGGACACAGUGCAGGCUACAGAUGAGUCCCCAGCAUCUGAAAGCCCAAAGCCAAUUCUCCCUCUUGACAAGAAUACUGCUGCUAACUUGCCCCAGGCCUCUGGCGCAGAAACUCCUCACAGUGUUCCCCCACUGGACAGCGCCAUCCAGCACUCCUCUCCGAAUGUGGUGAGAAAGCACUCCACUUCUGUGAGCAUCAUGGGCUUUUCCAACACACUGGAGAUGGAACUGUCAUCUACCAGGCUGGCGAGGACCUUAGAGCCACAGAUCCAGAGUGCGAGCAGCCUGACAGCUGCCCCACCCCAGGUGGUACCAAGCCUGCUGAGUGGCCCCCCACCAACCGUGUCCAGCCUGGUGGGUGGUCAGAACCAGGCUAUGCCCAGCCUGACAGCCAGUCACCUGCCGACCAUGCCCAGCCUUGUGUGUGGCACACCCCACUCCAUGCCCAACCUGAUGAGUGAUCCCUCCCAGGCCAUCACAAGCCUGGCAAGUGAUCACUCUCAGACUGGGCCCAGCCUGAUGUCUGGUCCCACCCACACUGUACCAAGUCUGGCAACUUGUCCUCUGCAGAGCGUGCCUCCGGCUUCUAACAUGCAGUCGGAAACCGGAUCCAGCUGCAGUCCUGGCUCUGGCCAAACUGCAGGGAGCCUGUGCCCUGGGGAUGGGGCUGACCCCUCCCUGGGGAAUGCCUUGUGUAAGGUAGAACUGGAGGAGCCAAUUAACCUCUCUGUGAAAAAACCUGCACUGGUCCCAGUGGUCAACAAAUCCGUGGCCCUGCAGCAGUACCGGAGCCCAAAAGAGUGUGAGAAUUUUGAACAAGGAGCCCUAGGCCUGGGUACAAAAGGGAACCAGAGCAUCAGACCCUUCAAUAGUGAGCCCAAGAUUCCCUAUGUGCGACUGGAGCGGCUCAAGAUCUGUGCUGCCUCCUCAGGAGAGAUGCCUGUGUUCAAGCUGAAGCCACAGAAGAAUGGCAGGAUGGGNNGCUUCCUGCUGAUCAUUGAAUGUGGUACUGAGUCCUCCAGCAUGUCCAUUAAGGUCAGCCAGGACCACCUGUCUGAUGCCAUCCAGGCCCCAAACCUGGCGGGGAGAAAGGUCACUGUCACACCUCUGGCUGGGCAGCGGCCACCAGAAGUGGAGAGUGCAUCUCCUGAAGAACACAGGCUCAUUCCUCGAACCCCUGGAGCCAAGAAGGGACCCCCAGUACCAAUAGAGAAUGAGGAUUUCUGUGCUGUGUGCCUCAACGGGGGAGAGUUGCUGUGCUGUGACCGCUGCCCCAAAGUGUACCACCUUUCCUGCCACUUGCCAGCCUUGCUCAGCUUCCCAGGGGGAGAUUGGGUGUGUACCUUGUGCCGCAGCCUGACCCAGCCUGAGAUGGAGUACGACUGCGAGAACGCCCGCUAUAACCAGCCUGGAGUGCGGGCCCCUCCUGGCCUGAGCGCGUAUGACCAGAAGAAGUGUGAGAAGCUGGUACUGUCCUUGUGCUGCAACAGCCUCAGCCUGCCCUUCCACGAGCCUGUCAGCCCGCUGGCCCGGCAUUACUACCAGAUUAUCAAGAGACCCAUGGACCUGUCAAUCAUCCGGAGGAAGCUGCAAAAGAAGGACCCAGCUCACUACACCACCCCGGAGGAGGUGGUAUCAGACGUCCGCCUCAUGUUCUGGAACUGUGCUAAGUUCAAUUAUCCCGACUCAGAGGUUGCAGAGGCAGGCCGCUGCCUGGAAGUGUUCUUUGAGGGCUGGUUGAAGGAAAUCUACCCGGAGAAACGGUUUGCUCAGCCAAGGCAGGAGGACUCAGACUCUGAAGAGGUGUCUAGUGAGAGUGGGUAUUCCACUCCCCAGGGCUUUCCAUGGCCCCACUGCAUGCAGGAGGGCAUCCAGCCCAAGAGGCGGCGGCGACAUAUGGAGAAUGAAAGAGCAAAAAGAGUGUCGUUCCGCCUGGCCAACAGCAUCUCCCAGGUGUGA
Lipotes vexillifer (Yangtze River dolphin) is the source of this 3612-nucleotide messenger RNA. It is a transcript of the gene TRIM66, whose product is annotated as tripartite motif containing 66. Gene Ontology annotation, molecular function: protein binding; zinc ion binding. The record is from RefSeq and is a predicted model, not a curated record. The transcript is spliced from 20 exons. Bases 1 to 3612 code for a protein of 1203 amino acids. NCBI's taxonomy places the organism in Eukaryota, Metazoa, Chordata, Mammalia, Artiodactyla, Lipotidae. Gene Ontology annotation, cellular component: chromatin.